Messenger RNA from Phaeoacremonium minimum UCRPA7, 1671 nucleotides. RefSeq names its product putative carboxylesterase family protein. Lineage: Eukaryota; Fungi; Ascomycota; Sordariomycetes; Togniniales; Togniniaceae. The transcript has a single exon. The coding region runs from base 1 to 1671 and encodes 556 amino acids. The record is from RefSeq and is a predicted model, not a curated record.
AUGCAGAGGUUUGAGUCGCACAAGAUGAGAUCUGCUGUUCUCGUCACGACGGCGAUCUUGCAAUUAUGCAGUCGAGCAUGGGCCGCUGUGGUGCCCACUGCGGCAGUCCUAAAUGGCACAUAUCAGGGUCGCUACUUGAGUGAAUGGGACCAGGAUGCCUUCCUCGGCAUUCCCUAUGCGCAGCCUCCAGUAGGGUCGCUCCGCUUCAAAUGGCCGCAGAGCCUCAAUGGCUCCUUUGAUGAGGUCCGUGAUGCCACCUCCUACGGCUACAGCUGCAUGCAGUACCAUACAGCUUUCAAUCUCUCAGAGGAUUGUCUAAGCUUGAAUGUAAUCCGUCCAUCUGGCGACCUCAAAGACCUGCCGGUCCUCGUUUGGAUAUACGGCGGCGGCCUGUACACCGGUUCUACUGCUGACCCUCAAUACAACCUUUCUGGAAUUGUCAAGCUUAGUCAGGAAAUGGGUCAGCCCCUCAUAGCUGUGGACAUGAAUUAUCGACUUAACAUGUACGGCUUCCUUCAAACACCCCAGAUAGUGGCAGAAGGUUCAUCCAAUGCUGGGCUGAUGGAUCAGCGAAUGGCUCUACGCUGGAUACAAGAGAACAUCGCGGCGUUUGGGGGUGACCCGGAGCGGGUCGUCAUUUGGGGCGAGAGCGCUGGCGCCCAGAGUAUUGCAUAUCACCUGUUGAGCUAUGAUGGCCGAGAUGAUGGCUUAUACCGGGGAGCGAUCAUGGAGAGUGGUGGACCGACCGGUUGUCAAGUCCAAGACCUGGCCUACUAUACGCCGCCCGUUGAGAACCUCACGCGUACUGUCGGCUGCUGGACGGCCAAAGAUCAACUCUCAUGUCUACGCGGCCUGAGCCAGGAGAGCCUGUUCGCGGCCGCUCCAACACAGGUGUGGAAUCCUCUCAUCGACGGUGAUUUUCUGACGGGUUAUCCAAGCCAGCUUCUUCGUGCUGGCAAGUUCAACCGCGUCCCACUACUCACUGGAACCAACACCGACGAGGGGACCAGCUUUAGUCCCUCCGGCCCGAAUUCCGAGCAUGAUCUCUUCAACUUGUUCCUAUAUUGGAGGUCGUACGCUCUCUCUCCGCCGACGAUUCUGAAGCUGCUCGAGCUGUACCCUAAUGACCCAUGUAACGAGCCGCCGUUCUACAUCACCAACUGCUCCGUGUUUUCUUCUAAAGGCCUACAGUGGCGCCGAGGUGCUGCUAUCGGAGGGGAUUUGGUCAUGCACUCUGGCCGACGCAAGAUGUGCGAGCAGUACACACUGGCAGGGCAAGAUGUAUAUUCUUACCGAUUCGACACACGGCUCUGGAACAAAACCGAGCUUGCUGGAAUAGCACAUUUCGACAAUGUCGCAUUCAGCUUCCAGAAUAUCAGUGGCUUACUGGGACCCAGCCCCGAGUACGACUCAGACAUGAAGAUAGCAAGAGCGGUGGGAACAGCUUAUAUCCGCUUUGUCAAUACCCUGAAUCCAAACCAGCCGAGCACUUAUGAUGGGACUAAGAUUUCCAACAUCAUACAAGCACCGCACUGGCCAAAGUAUGUUCUGAACAGCCCGGAAAACAUGGUCUUUAACGCAACGCAUGUUUUCGUGGAGGCGGAUACUUGGAGAAAGGAGGGCAUCUCGUUUAUGAAUACAUACGAGGUUGCUAGGGAGUUGUUAGCAUAG